AGUCCUGGCUCCCAGCCCCGCCCCCCAUUAACCCCUGCACCCCACUCCCUCCAAGCAGGGAUUGCUCUCGCUGCUCCAUGGAGCCCCCAGCGCCCCUCUCCCCGGGCCCAGCCAGCCCCAACGUGCAGCGUGCAGGGGCACGCGGGGUUAAUGCUCCCCCCUUCCGCGCCUCCCGCCAGGCUCACCCUGCUAUUACAGCUGCCCCGUCAGCGGGGCGGGGGGACGUGGCCCAGGCCUGGCCCCGGCUCCCCUGCACACGUGUUCCCAGCCGGCGCGGGCAGAGCCGCCCUGAGCCCCCCACGCAGGGCACUGCCAUGGGGCCCGGGGCCACAGCACUGGGGGCCCUGCUGCUGCUGCUGGGCCAGGACCCCUGGGUCCUCCCCCACCCCCAGUGCCUGGACUACAAGCCGCCCUUCCAGCCCCCCCAGCCCCUGGCCUUCUGCCCCGAGUACUCUGCCUUCGGCUGCUGCGACGGCCGGCGGGACGCCCAGCUGAGCGCCAGGUUCCAGGUGCUGGGCACCUUCCUGGCCCCUGCCGGCCUGCGGAGCUGCGGGCCCUUCCUGCGUGACCUGCUGUGCCAGGAGUGCUCGCCCUACGCUGCCCACUUGUACGAUGCGGAGGACAUGAGCUCCCCGGUGCGGGCGCUGCCCGGCCUGUGCCCCGCGUACUGCGCGGCCCUCUGGCUCCGGUGCCGCUCUGCGCUGAGCCUCCUCACCGAGGACCCCGCCAGCCUGGCGCUGGAGAGCGACCGCGCCCGCUUCUGCGGCGCCCUGGAGCUGGGCGACCCCAGCUACUGCUACCCGGCGGUGGUGGGCAGCGCGGCGCUGAGCCAGGGGCUGGGCCAGGUGCGGGAGGGCGCCCGCGGCUGCCUGCAGCUCUGCCUGCGGGAGGUGGCCAACGGGCUGCGGAACCCCGUGGCCAUGGUGCACGCCGGGGACGGCUCCCACCGCUUCUUCGUGGCCGAGCAGCGGGGCUGCGUCUGGGUCUUCCAGCCCAACGGCUCGCGGGCCGCGCGCCCCUUCCUGGACCUGCGGGCGGCCGUGCUCACCUCACCCUGGGCGGGCGACGAGCGGGGCUUCCUGAGCCUGGCCUUCCACCCCCGCUUCCAUGCCACCCGCACCUUCUACGUCUACUACUCCGCCCGCGCCGGGCCCCACGAGACCAUCCGCGUCUCCCAGUUCCGCGUCUCGCCCCACGACCCCAACGCCGCCGACCCCCGCUCCGAGAGGAUCCUCCUGGAGGUGCUGGAGCCCGCGUCGAACCACAACGGGGGGCAGCUGCUGUUUGGGGCCGAUGAGCUGCUCUACAUCUUCACGGGGGACGGGGGGCGAGCGGGGGACCCCUUUGGCGCCUUCGGCAACGCCCAGAACAAGUCGUCCCUGCUGGGCAAGGUGCUGCGGAUCGACGUGGAGCCGGGGGCCGGGGGCCCCCCCUACCGCAUCCCGCCCGACAACCCCUUUGUGGGGCAGCCCGGGGCCCGGCCCGAGGUCUACGCCUACGGGGUGCGGAACAUGUGGCGCUGCUCCGUGGACAGGGGCGACCCCGUGAGCGGCGCCGGGCGCGGGCGCAUCCUCUGCGGGGACGUGGGGCAGAACAAGUACGAGGAGGUGGACGUCAUCGCCCCGGGCGCCAACUAUGGCUGGCGGGCGAAGGAAGGGUUUGCCUGCUACGACCCGGUGCUGUGCGCCAACGCCUCGCUCGACGAUGUCCCCCCCAUAUUCGCCUAUUCGCACCAGCUGGGGCGCUCGGUGACGGGGGGCUACGUGUACCGGGGCUGCCACAGCCCCAACCUGCGUGGCCACUACAUCUUCGGGGACUUCAUGAGCGGACGCCUGAUGUCGCUGCGGGAGGAGGCUGGCUCCGGGGGCUGGCACUACAAGGAGCUGUGCGCGGGCCAGGGCCAGACCUGCGCCUUCCCCGGCCUCCUCAACCACUACGUGCCCCACAUCAUCUCCUUCGCCGAGGACGAGGCCGGUGAGCUGUAUUUCCUCUCCACGGCCAUCCCUCGUGCGGCAGUGCCAGCCGGGGUCUUGUACCAGAUUGUGGACCCCUCCAGGCGGGCGUCCCCUGGACAGUGCGGGAUCAGCCCUGUGCCCGUCCCCAUCCAAGGGAAGCUGGUCCACUUCCGCCCAUCACAGAAAUUCAUCACACCGGCCCCGCUGCCCACAGGGACCACCCCACUGCUUGGCACCGGCUCAGAACCGACAGGCACAGCUGGACCCCCCAUGGUGCCUGUCACCCACCCCCCAGGCCUCAGCCCCCCCUACCCAGGCCCAGAGCCCCCUGUGCCCCCUGCAGUGCCCUCGGCCCUGCCCAGCCCAGCUGUAGCUGCCAGGCCCCCAGCGCACCCGGACUCUGGGGUGCUGCAGGUGUUUCCCACACCCUGGCCAGGGCCGAGCCUGCCCCCCACCACCCCCAACUGGUACCAGCAGCUGCUGGAGCGCCUGGGGGCCAACAGCAGCCCAUGGAGCCGCACCUACCGGCCCCCCCGCACAAGGCCACCCCCUCCAACCCACAACCCCCCCCUUUCCCCCACACCCACCUCCAGCCCAGCACGGGGCCGCCCCCCAUAA
This is a messenger RNA of Chelonia mydas (Green sea turtle), 2573 nucleotides long. Its product is annotated as HHIP-like protein 2. The transcript is spliced from 10 exons. Bases 78 to 2573 code for a protein of 831 amino acids. The record is from RefSeq and is a predicted model, not a curated record. NCBI's taxonomy places the organism in Eukaryota, Metazoa, Chordata, Testudines, Cheloniidae.